Molecule: messenger RNA, 462 nt
Organism: Fraxinus pennsylvanica
Lineage: Eukaryota; Viridiplantae; Streptophyta; Magnoliopsida; Lamiales; Oleaceae
Source: the annotation of a GenBank genome assembly
AUGAUUGACCAUCAUAAAGAUCCUAAGAAUAAUAUGAGAUUCAGCAAAUUAGACGAUCAGAAAAAUCUGAAGAUUAUAUUCAAAGAGAGGAGAAAAGGUGGUCCACUUUCUCCUGUUUCUAUAAAUAGAGCAGCCACAGAACUCAAGUUGAUCAAACAAGAUUCAGCUCUCAAUAUAGUUUCUUGCUUGCCCACUCAGUUUCGUUUCCCCUCCAGUACACAAAUUUAUCCCAGGUAUCAAAAUAUGGACAAGGUACAAAAAUUAUCAUCCGAGAACGGUGUAGUUAUCUUUAGCAAAAAAGGAAAGGAAAUCGAAAAGGCUCUCUUGAGAAUGGGAUUCAAUGGCCCUGUCCCAGCAGUUUUCAUUUCUGGGAAACUCGUCGGAUCCACCAAUGAAGUAAUGUCCCUCCACCUAAGUGGUUCCCUGAUUCCACAGCUGCAGCCAUAUCAGGCUUCAAAUUAA